Fonsecaea nubica is the source of this 2286-nucleotide messenger RNA. RefSeq lists its product as hypothetical. The transcript has a single exon. Gene Ontology annotation, molecular function: polyubiquitin modification-dependent protein binding. The record is from RefSeq and is a predicted model, not a curated record. NCBI's taxonomy places the organism in Eukaryota, Fungi, Ascomycota, Eurotiomycetes, Chaetothyriales, Herpotrichiellaceae. Gene Ontology annotation, cellular component: VCP-NPL4-UFD1 AAA ATPase complex. Bases 1 to 2286 code for a protein of 761 amino acids.
AUGUCUUCACAAACGGAGUCCCUGAAAUGGUCGGCUCAACUCGUUGUUGCCCCUCCAAAUCGUCGUCUGGCGGGCGACAAGAUCACCUUGCCACAAUCUGCCCUCGAAGCCUUGCUGGCUGCCGCACCUGUCGUAUCGAUCCCGGAUCCUGCCAACAGGAACCUGACCUCCUCCUUUGACCCCUUUAAUCCCUAUUCUUUCGCCGCUGAGCGCCGUGCUCGUGCAGCCUUCGGAAACCAACAGCAGCAACUCCCUCACCCUCUCACAUUCCGCAUUGUCAAUCCUCGCAAUGGUAGAGCGGUGUUUGCUGGUAUCCGGGAAUUCUCCGCUGCUGAAGGGACCGUUGGACUGAGCAGCGGUCUGCAAGAAGCUCUGGGUAUACAAAGCGCAGCGUCGUCUGCCUCCACCACCCGCGAAAGUACUCCGAGCGAGGAUGUGAUCAUGACCAAUGGCACAAAUACUCCUAGAGGACCGACCGUCACCAUACAGGCGAAGCAAUUGGAAAAAGGCACUUAUGUGAAGCUGAGACCGCUAGAAGCAGGAUAUGACCCUGAAGAUUGGAAAUCGCUGCUCGAACGUUACCUACGGGACAACUUCACUACCUUGACUCGUGGCGAACUGCUUGUGGUCCCCGGCGCGCGUCAUGAGAAAUUCCGUUUCUUGGUGGAUAAAUUCGAACCAGACGAGGAUGGAGUGUGCAUUGUUGACACAGAUCUUGAGGUGGAUAUUGAGCCUCUGAACGAAGAGCAGGCACGCGAGACAUUGAAUAAAAGCCUCGCAAAGAAAAAGCCAGUGCACGAAUCACAAGACGGCAAUUCCAUCGGAGGACUGCUGAGUCUGGAUUCCGAGGUAGCGGGGAAAGUGCUGCCAGGACACUACGUCGACUAUGAACUGAAAGACUGGGAUCGAAAACAAGAUCUGGAGGUGACAUUGCAGGCUGAGGAUGACAAUGCCACUCUCAAUCUUCUCGUGAGUCCCUUUUCCUCACAUCAACGGUCAAAGCCUCGAGAGGACGAAUACGUGUUCGGCGAUUUGGGCACACGACCAACAAAGCGGCUCAAACUCUCCCACACGAGUGUCGACCUCGAAAACGCAGAGUACUUGAGCAUUGCUGUUCACGCUUGGAGGGACCAGAACGACGACCCUGAGGACUCGGAACCCCCAAUCUCAUACAGUCUCAAAAUCAAGGCAGGCACUGGGCAAUUCGAAACCAUGGAGACUUCUCCUCCAGAGCUCUCUCCAGAUGAGGUACUAUGCAAAAACUGUCACCAAGUGGUUCCCAAACGGACACUUCCGCUACACGAAGCAUUCUGCUACAGAAAUAACGUUCUUUGUCCAAACUGUUCAGGCGUGUUUCUGAAGAACUCGGAUGCGUGGAAAAAUCACUGGCACUGUCCUCAUGACGAGGAACAUGGCAACGAUUUGGUCUCCCGUCAGAAACACGAAUCUAUCUCUCACCCACAGACCCCAUUACAAUGUCCAAAUUGCGAAUUUCAAGCUUUUGAUCUUCCGAUCUUAGCUCAUCAUCGGACGACGACCUGUCCGGGAAAGGAGAUCCUCUGCCAAUUUUGCCAUCUAGUCGUCCCCCAACAAGGCCCUGAGGAUGCUUCGUUCACAGACCCCGAGGUGCUGAUGUCGGGGCUUACUCCUCAUGAGCUCGCCGACGGUGCACGCACAACCGAAUGUCAUCUCUGCAAUAAGAUCGUUCGGUUACGAGACAUGAAGACACACCUAUUACUCCAUGAUCGGGAAAGGUUCUCCAGACCGAAGCCGAGACUUUGCUCUAACCAGAUAUGUGGUCGGACCAUUAAACCCGAGGAUGAGCCAAGGGUGCAAAAAGAGCAGCUUGGCCUGUGUAACGAGUGUUUUGGCCCGUUAUACGUUACGAACUACGAUCCCGAAGGGAAGAUGCUGAGGCGAAGAAUUGAACGACGACUGUUGCAGCAGCUAAUGGGAGGCUGCGGCAAGCCUUGGUGUGGCAAUGCAGACUGCAAGACAGGUCACAAGCAUCUCAAAGGCGAGGACAGAGUUGUAUCUGCCAAGGACGGUUUAGCUAUGGUGAAACCUAUCAUCGACGAUAUCUCUCGUGGCGUUACGUCGUCCAUGGUCUUCUGCGUCGAUGAAGCUAGCCAGUCACGGCGGAACCUCGCAGCAAUGUUGGCCGGCGAAGGCAACUACGAGUUGGCAUGGUGUGUCAAAGCAUUGGAAGAGGCGAAGGGAGACCUGGACCGAGCGAGAGACUGGCUUAAACACCGAGCUCCUCAUAUUGGCGAGGUUCUUUCGUGA